Molecule: messenger RNA, 1577 nt
Organism: Camelina sativa (false flax)
Lineage: Eukaryota; Viridiplantae; Streptophyta; Magnoliopsida; Brassicales; Brassicaceae
Source: RefSeq, a predicted model, not a curated record
AAAAUCAACCGAUCUUUUUUUUUUUCUUUCCCCAAAACCAAAAAAAACAAAACAAAACUUCUCUUGCAAGUUGCAAUCGCCGGGAAAAUGAAUACUCCGGUUACUUUUUCCUCUGUUUCCAUUUCUAGUAACGCUGUUUCCGACAAUCGUCGUCAUGUUUUCCUUGAAAAUCGUCGGCGUUAACUAAAAACUCCGAUCUUCUUAGUUUUUUUGUUUUUUGACUCUUUUCCCCCAAAUCUGGAGAAAAUUCGAAUUGAUUUUGAGAUAGAUAAUGCCAUUUCCGAUGAAGAUUCAACCGAUUAACAACGAUUCUCCGGCGAACAGAGACGUUUCUCGAGUUGAAUCACCAAGCAAACCAGUACUCAAGUCACGUCUCAAGCGUCUACUAGAUCGACCGUUCACAAGAAGCUCAAACUCAGAUAAAUCACUACUAAUCGAUGGAACAGAGUUCGAGCCAAGCUUAGCUAAGAUGGUUCAAAGCUACAUGGAAGAGAACAACGAGAAGCAAACUAAGAACGGACGUAAUAAUCAUCGUUGUAAUUGCUUCAACGGGAACAAUUACAACGAUAGCUCUGACGACGAAUUCGAUUUGUUCGAUGAUGGUUUCGUCGAUUCAUUCAGCGACGCUUAUGACCAUUUCAAGAGCUUGAUUCCAUGCGCGAGCGUUGUUGAGAAGACUCUGUUAAACGAAGCUGUGAAGGUUAUAGAGAAGAACAAAUCAAUCAAACGUAAAGACGAAUUGAGAAAGAUUGUUGUUGUUGAACUCUCAUCUCUCGGUUACGAUUCUUCGAUUUGUAAAUCCAAAUGGGAUAAAUCUCGCUCUAAACCGGCCGGUGAGUAUGAGUACAUAGAUGUGAUAGUGAACGGAGAAAGGAUUCUAAUCGACGUUGAUUUUAGAUCGGAGUUCGAGAUCGCACGGCAGACGAGUGGUUACAAGGCGUUGCUUCAAUCUCUGCCUUUGAUAUUCGUCGGAAAAUCUAAUCGGAUUCGUCAGAUCGUGUCAAUGGUGUCUGAAGCGGCGAAACAGAGCUUGAAGAAGAAAGGUAUGCAUUUCCCGCCAUGGAGGAAAGCUGAUUACAUGAGAGCUAAAUGGCUAUCUUCCUAUACUCGAAACAACUCCUCCGACGGCGAGGAUCCGUCGCCGGUUACUUCUGACGCGUCCGCCGUAGCUGAACCGGAGCUGCUGGUUUUCGAGGAGAAACUCUUGUCGCCGCCGCCGUUGAAGUCUUCGUCUUUGACUAUGAUUACAGAUGAUGAUGAUGAUGACGUGGCAGAGCUGGUGAAGAGAGAAGCAAAUGUUGUCACGGGAUUAGCUUUACUGUUCAAAGAUAAACCCUAAAAGAUUUUUUUUUGAAAAUUUUCUAAUUUUUUCUAAUUUUUGAUCUAAACAAACAAGAAUUUGCAGAAGAAAAAAAACAAAAAUAUAACAUUUUAUCCAAUAUUUUUACCCAAAAAUAUAACAGUAGUUACUCUUACUAUUACUUCUACUUCUGUUUUGGUAUGUAAAACAGUAAAAGUAACAGAGACGUAUUAUUACCCUGGUAAUAGUCUAAUCUUAGUAAAAGAAAAAUUUGCAA